This is a messenger RNA of Penicillium alfredii, 1077 nucleotides long. RefSeq names its product inositol monophosphatase family protein. The transcript has a single exon. The coding region runs from base 1 to 1077 and encodes 358 amino acids. NCBI's taxonomy places the organism in Eukaryota, Fungi, Ascomycota, Eurotiomycetes, Eurotiales, Aspergillaceae. Gene Ontology annotation, molecular function: 3'(2'),5'-bisphosphate nucleotidase activity. Gene Ontology annotation, biological process: sulfate assimilation. The record is from RefSeq and is a predicted model, not a curated record.
AUGGCCUCCUCUCACCCCUAUGCCAAGGAGCUGGAGCUGGCGAGUCUGGCCGUCCAGCGAGCAGCUCUCCUGACCAAGGAACUGCUCUCAGCAGUCGACAAGGGCAGCUUGGACAAAAGCGACUCAUCCCCAGUGACCAUCGCUGAUUUUGCCGCACAGGCAGCGAUUAUCGCCGCGAUCCACCAGGCCUUCCCGGACGACGACAUCGUGGGCGAGGAAGACGCAACGGCGCUGCGCCAGGAUCCCGGCCUCCUCGAACGGACAUGGGAGCUAGCCACGUCUAUCCAUCUUGACGAUGAGGCUAGUGAAGCACUCCUUUACACGCCACGUACCCGAGAUGAGCUCCUAUACCUGAUCGAUCUCGGGGCCAAGGGCAAGAGCGGUCGUAGUGGAAGGGUCUGGACCCUGGAUCCGGUGGACGGCACUGCGACCUUCAUGCGCGGUCAGCAAUAUGCUGUGUGUCUGGCGCUGUUGGAAAAUGGGUGCCAGAAAGUUGGAGUGCUGGGCUGUCCGAACCUGAACCUGGGGUCGGGGCAUGUCGCCGAGGACCUCGUCGACCGAGACGGCUAUGGACAGCUUUUGUCGGCCGUGGCCGGCCACGGGGCAUCGAUCCGCCCGAUGGGCCAUGGUGGUCUUCUUCCUGCACAGCCACUAGAGAAAAUUCCGCAGAUCACCGACCCGCGCGAGUUGCGGUUCGUCGACACGCAGGCGGCAACGUCCCCAGACCUGGAGAGUCACAGCCGAGUCGCCGCCCAUUUGGGAUGCCCCUGGCCCAAUUCGGUGGAUCUCUGGUCGGCGCAGCUGCGGUAUGUGGCCAUCGCGGUGCGUGGCGGGUGUAAUGUGUUUGUCAAGAUGCCGCGCGACCGGGGAUAUCGGUCUAAGCUCUGGGACCAUGCCGGUGGCAUGCUUCUGGUGCAGGAGCUCGGCUGUACCGUGACCGAUCUCGAGGGCCAGCCGGUUGACUGCGGCUUGGGUCGAACCUUGGCUUCGUGCUACGGCAUGGUUGUGGCGCCGGCUUCCAUCCAUCCACGGGUGGUCGAAGCUGUCCAGGCAGUCCGGCAACCCAUCUCCAGUUAA